AAAUUGCAGAGAGCGAGAGGAUUACAGCAUGCAAAAGGCGCCUCCUCCUCGGAGAAAACGAUUUUCUGAAUUCCUUUUCGCACCCUCUUUCCAUCUCUUUCUUAUUCCCUUGCAUUCUCCUUCUCCCCUUGGUUUUUUCGUAAAUCUCCCCAUCUCUCAGCCUUCUUUCCAUCAGAGUCCCCCAUUUUCACAUCAGAAGGAAGAAGAAGAAGCGGUUUGGAAGAGUCCUAGAUCCGUCGAAUUGCAGUCGCGUCUGGAAAUGGGGGAUCCCUUCUAGAAGCUUCUAGAAGGUUCCGAAGAGAGAGAGAAAGGGAUCCCUGCCAGAGAGAGAGAGAGAGAGAUGGAAUCGAUACUCGCGCGGGCGUUAGAGUACACGCUUAAGUACUGGCUGAAAUCCUUCUCGAGAGAUCAGUUCAAGCUCCAGGGCCGUACUGUACAGCUCUCCAAUCUCGAUAUAAAUGGAGAUGCUCUGCACUCAAGCCUCGGUCUGCCGCCGGCAUUGAAUGUUGCGUCAGCCAGAGUAGGGAAAUUAGAGAUUAAGCUUCCUUAUGUGUCGAAUGUGCAAACGGAGCCGAUCGUUGUCCAAGUUGAUAGGCUUGAUGUGGUCUUGGAGCAGAAUUCGGAUUCGGAUAGUGGGAGGAGCUCAAGCAGUAACCAAUCAUCCACAAGUUCUGGAAAAGGAAGCGGUUAUGGUUUUGCCGAUAAGAUCGCAGAUGGAAUGACUUUGGAAGUGGGUACUGUCAAUCUUAUGCUUGAAACCCAUGGAGGAGCUCGACACCAAGGAGGUGCGACAUGGGCAUCACCCUUAGCAUCUAUCACAAUACGCAACCUUUUGCUGUAUACGACAAAUGAAAACUGGCAGGUUGUCAACCUUAAAGAAGCAAGGGAUUUUUCCAAUAAUAAGAAGUACAUCUAUGUCUUCAAGAAACUUGAAUGGGAAUCAUUAUCUGUCGACCUGUUACCUCAUCCUGAUAUGUUCACUGAUGCUCAUUUGACAUUUUCUGAAAAUGGAGCAAGCAAGCGUGAUGAUGAUGGUGCAAAGCGACUCUUUUUUGGGGGUGAACGAUUUCUGGAAGGAAUAUCAGGGCAGGCUUAUAUCACUGUUCAAAGGACAGAACAAAAUGGUCCACUGGGGCUUGAGGUUCAGUUGCAUGUGACGGAAGCUGUUUGUCCUGCCUUGAGCGAACCGGGUUUGCGUGCGCUUCUACGGUUCAUGACAGCGUUGUGUGUGUGCCUGAAUAGAGGAGAUGUGGAUCCAAAGGCUAAACAGCGGUCUACAGAUGCAGCAGGUCGUUCUAUUGUGUCCAUCAUUGUAGACCAUAUAUUUCUCUGCAUCAAAGAUACUGAGUUCCAGCUAGAGCUUUUGAUGCAAUCGCUCUUCUUUUCUCGGGCGAGUGUAAAUGAUGGAGGAAAUACCAAAAACUUGUCUCGUAUUAUGGUCGCUGGAUUGUUUUUUAGGGACACUUUUUCGCAUCCUCCAUGCACCUUGGUGCAACCAUCCAUGCAGGCCAUUACAAAGGACACUCUGCAUGUUCCGGAGUUUGCUAAGGAUUUUUGUCCUCCAAUCUAUCCAUUAGGAGACCAUCAGUGGCAAUUCAACAUCGGUGUCCCUCUAGUUUGCCUCCAUUCUCUCCAGAUCAAGCCUUCACCUGCUCCCCCUUCUUUUGAUUCACAGACAGUCAUCGACUGCCAGCCUCUUAUGAUUAGUCUUCAGGAGGAAACUUGUUUGAGGAUCUCUUCCUUCUUAGCCGAUGGAGUUGUGGUCAAUCGUGGUGCUGUUUUGCCAGAUUUCUCAAUAAACUCCCUUGUAUUCACUCUUAAAGAGUUUGAUCUCACGGUUCCUUUGGAUAUACGAAAAUCAGAUAAUCGUGCUGGCAAUGGCGACAACCCAUUCCAGAGCUCCUUUGCUGGUGCAAGGCUUCAUGUCGAGGACCUAUUCUUCUCGAAGUCCCCAAAAAUAAAAUUCAGGCUAUUGAACCUGGACAAAGAUGCCGCUUGCUUCUGUCUCUGGGAAGGUCAGCCAGUUGAUGCCAGCCAGAUGAAAUGGACCACUCGAGCUUCUCAUCUUAGUCUGUCUCUUGAAACAUGCGGUGGUGUAACAGAACAUAAAACUUCUCCUGACUGGUCUGCCGGUUUGUGGAAAUGUGUCGAACUGCAAGAAGCCUGCUUUGAGGCAGCCAUGGCAACUGCAGACGGUGGUCCACUGAUCAGCAUCCCCCCUCCAGGAGGUAUCGUCAGAAUAGGAGUUUCUUGCCAGCAAUACCUGUCAAACACUUCCGUCGAGCAGCUGUUCUUUGUUUUGGAUCUCUACACCUACUUUGGUAAAGUUGGUGAAAAAGUAGCAAAAAUCCAAAAGAGCGACCAACCGAGAAGUAGAGAACCCCUGGGUGGAAGGAUAAUGGAAAAGGUUCCAAGCGACACAGCAGUCACUUUAGCAGUAAAUGACCUCCAGCUUAAUUUUCUAGAGACUUCUUCUGUGAAUAUUCAAGGAAUGCCUUUAGUUCAAUUUGGUGGAGAUGAUCUGUUUGUCAAAGUCACUCAUCAGACCUUAGGUGGCGCUAUAGCAGUCUCAUCCAGCUUGCGUUGGGAGAGUGUUCGGGUGGACUGUGUGGAUGCAGAUGAGAUACCACUGCAUGAGAACGGUACUGGGCAACCUACUGAAAAUGGUUUUUUCGUGGCAGGGAAUGGAUAUCCACAGAUGAGAGCAGUUUUUUGGAUUGAUAACAGAAAGAAACAUCAGCUAAAUGGCAUUGCCGCACCGUUUCCAUUUCUAGAGAUCAGCAUUGUGCAUGUGAUGCCUUACCAUUCACAAGAUAUGGAGUGCCACAGCUUGAGUGUGUCAGCCAAGGUAGCAGGCAUACGUCUUGGUGGUGGGAUGAAUUAUACAGAAGCUCUGCUGCAUCGUUUCGGUAUACUGGGGCCUGAUGGUGGUCCUGGGGAGGGCCUAUCGAAAGGAUUGAAGAAUUUAUCUUCUGGGCCACUGUCAAAGCUACUGAGAGCAUCAACUCUUGUUGAGGUUGAUGACGAAGAGAAUGAAAGUUCUGAAGAUGUGGAUAGUGGUGGGUUUUUGGAGUUGGGGAGGCCUGAUGAUGUUGACAUAUCCGUAGAACUGAAAGAUUGGUUAUUUGCCCUUGAAGGCACAGAUGAGAUGACAGUGGGAUGGUGGUCUUACAACCGUGAAGAUAUCAGUAGGGAAGCAAGAUGUUGGCAUACGGCAUUCCACUGUUUACAAGUGAAGGCAAAAAGUAGUCCAAAGCACAGUGUUAAUAGCUCGAGAAUACUGUCCAUGACACACAAGUAUCCGGUCGAAGUAGUCACAGUGAGUGUGGAGGGCUUGCAGGCCAUGAAGCCUCAAUCCAGGAAUGACAUCCUUCAAGCUGGUGUUUCUUUGAUGGAAGUCGAUCACACCAAGAAAGACACAGAAUGGACCAAAAGUGCUCCUGGAAACUGUGGAGGGGUAAACCUUGAAGCCCGCAUGGUGAUAUCCGAGGACGAAGAUAUUGAGAUUGUUAAAUGGGUGGUUGAAAAUGUGAAGUUUUCAGUUACACAGCCGAUUGAGGCAGUUGCAACCAAGGAGGAACUAGAACAACUUGCAAUUCUCUGCAGUUCUGAAGUUGACUCAAUGGGUAGAAUUGCUGCUGGGAUUCUGCGGGUAUUGAAACUUGAUGAAUCCAUCGGCCAGGCCACCAUAGAUCAGCUCAGCAACCUUGGAAGUGGGGGCUUAGACAAAAUCUUCACACCUGAGAAACUCAGCACACGCAGUAGCGUCAGCAGUAUGGGGUUCACCCCAAGGUCAAACACAGCUUUUGGGAGUCCAAGCCAAAGCUUGGAGUCGACGGUGGCAUCCCUUGAGGCAACAGUUUCAGAAUCACAAGCCAAGUGCUUGGCCCUCAUUACAGAAUUCAGUAGUCCUGAAUCUACCAUACAGCUUGCAGACAUAAAACAGCUCAAUCAGAAGCUUGAAAGCAUGCAGAUGUUAUUAACACAGUUACGGACUCAAAUUUAAUCGUUGCCAAACAUACACAGUUGGAAAUUAAGAUUUUCUGCCCAUGUAAUUGGCCAUUCUUUUUGUAUGUAUAAAUAUAAAUAUAUGUUGAGUAUGUUGCAACAGGCUGCAAUAAGUAGAGGUUGUGUAUCCUUCAGAAAUUUUGUGCCCUUUGAGGUGUGCCCCCAUUGUAUCAUUUGGACAAGUAAAGAGUAGAUGCUUGGUUC
Molecule: messenger RNA, 4212 nt
Organism: Magnolia sinica
Lineage: Eukaryota; Viridiplantae; Streptophyta; Magnoliopsida; Magnoliales; Magnoliaceae
Exons: 20
Coding region: 341-4006 (1221 amino acids)
Source: RefSeq, a predicted model, not a curated record